Paramecium octaurelia is the source of this 456-nucleotide messenger RNA. The record is from the annotation of a GenBank genome assembly. Lineage: Eukaryota; Ciliophora; Oligohymenophorea; Peniculida; Parameciidae.
AUGAAUAAAAUUGUUCUUUAGACAAAGGCAUUUUACAUUCAAGAUUUCCUGAAUGUUAAGGAAACAUGGAGAAAAAGUUAUUUAAUUGCUAUUGUCUUGCUAUUGAUUGAAAAUUUACAACUGGUUUCAAUAUACACAAGCGAUAUAAUUCAAUUUGAAUAUGACUAAUUUUUGAUACAUAUCAGAGGCAUUAUUGACUUCUGUAGGUGAACUUAUAUCAAAUAUUCAUUAGAUUCUACACUAUUUUUGGAGAUUCGAUCCUAAUCAGAUCAAUUUUUGUAAUUUUUGGUUUUGUGUUGCAAAGCGUAUUUCUUAUAUUGAUAUUGUAUCCUCUUUUGAACAUCAGAAUAUUUAUACAAAAGAAACAAUAACUCAAAUUUUUAACUUUAGAAUAGGUAUUAUAAUAAUUGAUUGAUUAGUCAGAUGAAUCUAACAAUUCCAGCAGACAUUUGUUGA